Molecule: messenger RNA, 4314 nt
Organism: Dreissena polymorpha
Lineage: Eukaryota; Metazoa; Mollusca; Bivalvia; Myida; Dreissenidae
Product: protein dispatched homolog 1-like
Exons: 5
Coding region: 337-3606 (1089 amino acids)
Source: RefSeq, a predicted model, not a curated record
UUGCAUUAAAUCUUCCAUGUCAUUUGUUGUGUGUGCCAACUAGGUAUUGAAACUGGAUAAUUCUUGUUGAUGAGCAUUUGAAAAGCAGGUUUAUAAAUAGUUACAGAAUGUGGUAGGAUUGGCUGCUUGUUUAUGUGAAAAGAUUCCUGGUUUGACAUUUCACAAUCAGCUGCAAUGUAGACAGAUCAUUAUUGCAGUUGGGAGCAGUAUUAGAUAUCUGUGCUCCUGGUGGAAAUAAAUACCUUGCCUCGAUGUGCUGUGUCAUUAUGGGCAUUUUAUGGUGACAGUUAUCAUGACCAAGCCUCUACCCUGGGUUGGAUGAUAUGAAAGUGCAUCAUGUGGUGCUAUGCUCGAGUCCUGGCCCAUUACCCCUAUGUGGUACUGAUAGCUGUGCUGGUUGUCUCCCUUACGUGUCUGAUUGUCACGGUAACUGUGGGAAGCCGACCAGCGUUUGAGGAACCAAUGGCGGGUUUUGAGCCGCGAGGUACAGACAUCAGCAAUCGGUUGACAGCAUACGCAAAUCUCCUGGAGGACACGGAUGUUUCACCCCAACCCCACAAUGCAGUUGUGCAGACAGCCAACAACCAGCUAGCCCUUUCUGACAUUCUAAUGCCUGAAAUGAACAACUCCUCUCUUCCUUAUGAAUAUAAACAUGCUCGAUGGAAGCGCAGGGCACCAUUCUUUUGUGAUGUUCCAGAUGGCCGUUGGCUGAAGGUUGUAUACCAUUCCCGGUCUAUGGACAACCUCUUCACCUUCCACAAUGUGCAAAGCAUGUGUGCCCUUGAGGAGACUUAUAUCACCUCAAACCCGAUAUACAAACAAAACUGCCUACGCAUGGCUGACAACACGGACUGUUGUCGACCCCUGUCGCUAGGCAACUACAUCUCCCUGCUCACUGGCCAACCAAGUUGCUCAAAUCUCACGGAAUCCGACGUGACGUUUGUGAGAAAUCUUAUCGAGAAGUGUGUAGGAUUCUAUCAAAAUUUCACGUUGACUAAUAACUGUGAUAAACGCCAUUCUCCAGUAGGGGAAGGUUAUUUUCGCGGGUGUGUAGAAAUUCCGAAAAGUUGUCAGAACUACAAUGCUGUAUAUAAUAUCAUACAUUUUGUAGCGGAUCAUUCAUUCCAUAGGACUGACCAAAAGUUGCGUUAUGCCGUUUCAUUUUUGCCAAUAUCAUUCCAGUCAAUGACGCAACGAAAAGUUGACGAUGCUGUGAAUCUGUAUUUGGACAUUGAAUCCAAAGCUGAGAGAGUUGGAAACGUUGAAAUAGUUGCGGCAGAUUUCGGCAUUAAAGAUCACAUGUUUCAUCACUACCUUACCAAAGAUAGUCACUGGCUAGCUUUUAGUGGUGUUAGUAUAUUUUUUGUUGUUUGGAUAUUUACAGGAUCAAUUUUUAUAACUGUUAUGACGUUUUUGUCAAUGUUUUUGUCUUUGGAGCUAGCCUACUUUUUAUAUGUUUUUGUUUUUGAAAUCACCUUUUUUCCAUACAUGAAUCUCGUUACAGUAUUGUUAAUCAUUGCUAUAGGUGCUGAUGAUGUCUUUGUUUAUACACAAAUUUGGCACCUUGCUAAAAAAGAAAGAAAUAGCGGCACUCUCGAAAAGCUGGUUGCAGACACACUAAAACAUGCCACAAUGUCAAUGUUUGUGACCAGUUUUACAACAGCAGGUGCCCUCUUUGCUAACGUUGUGAGUCCAAUCACCUCAAUCAAAUGUUUUAGUAUUUAUGCUGGAACUACCGUCAUUUGCAACUUGAUGCUCAUGGUAACAUGGACUCCGGCUGCUAUUGUUGCCGAAGAGAAAUGGUGCAAUUUCUGUUUUAUAAAUAGUCCCAAAUUUUACAAAAAGUUGCAUACAUAUUAUCGAUGUUUUUUUGAGCAGAUGUUGCCCAAAUUUGUUCUACGUCUACGUUAUUUGUGGAUAUUACUCUUCGGUGCUAUAGGUAUAUUAAGUGGUGUUAUUAUUUUUCAUCACCCUAGGUUGCGUUUGCCUACCUCAUUUCAUUUUCAAAUGUUCCGUAAUGAUCAUUUGAUGGAGAUGUACGAUCAAGAACUGCGGGAAAGUUUUUGGUUUGAAAAAGCUGUCGGGGAAAGACGCCCCUUGUUGCCCCUUACUGUGGUGUGGGGUAUUGAGAAUACAGACACUGGGGCAAAGUUAAAUCCAUAUGACAAAGGAUCAGUUGUUUUCGAUCCAAGUUUCAAUCCAUCUACACAAAGAUCUCAGAUUUGGUUGCGUAAUUUCUGUAGAAAUAUUAGAGAAUCAGGAUAUUACAAGCGCGUGACAACAUUUGAAGUCCCAAACUGUUUUAUUGAGCAUUUUGUCUUGUAUAUGAAACAGCCAUGUUCAAUGGAGGAGCCACAUUGCUGCCAGAAAGCACAAUUUCCAUACCCAGAGCAUAUAUUUAACCAUUGUAUAGAAAAAUACAUUCCCGACGCCAUGAAGGACUACGUGUAUUUUUGGGACAAGUACACCCCAGGACUGAAAUUUGUCGGAAACAAAAUACGGGCAUUGGUUGUGCAAUUCUCAUCUAAUCUGUCAUACACAUAUGACUAUCAGGUUGUGGACGCAUUUUACAAAGGUAUGAGCAAGUUUAUCCAUGAGGAAUUGGGAAAUGCCCCCGAAGGAAUGAAAAAUGGUUGGUUCGUUAGUGACUUCAAGUUCUAUGGAAUACAGAAAAGCCUUGCAGAAGGUUUGCCAGUUUCUUUUGGAAUCUCAGUUCUUGUGGCCUCAGUUGUGACAUUCUUCACCUCUCUUAAUGUCCUGAUUACGUUGUACGCUAUGGUGACGAUAACGUUCAUCAUGCUGACAACCACAGCGAGUAUAGUGCUCAUGAACUGGGAACUCAAUGUAUUGGAAUCUGUUAUCCUCACCGUAGCUGUAGGCCUAUCUAUUGACUUCACUCUCCAUUAUGGCGUGGCCUACCGACUGGCUCCGGAUCUGGACCGAAAAAACAGAGCCUACUGCUCCCUGAUCCGGGUCAGCAGCGUGAUUUUCAUGGCCGCCUUGACAACCUUUCUGGCCGGGCUGUUUAUGGUUCCCUCAGUUACCCUGGUGUACCAGAAAUUCGGAAUAUUCCUUAUGUUGGUGAUCACCAUCAGCUGGCUGUAUUCGACACUGUUUUUUCAAUCGUUGCUCAAUAUCAUAGGUCCUCAAGGCGGUUUCGGUCAGUUCCACUGGCCAUCCCUGGACUGCUGUUCCUUUGCCACUCAGAAUCAUGUCGAUCGUACCGUAUAUACCAUGUCUGAGUCCACCAUGUCAACCUCCUGCUCGGGGUACCACUACCACCCCAGCAUAGACACAAAUGCCACUGAGCACGAUUUCUUCUCAGAGAGGUCAGACUCCCAUCCGGGAACUCCGCAUCACUACCGGACACGACCCGGACGAAGCAACACAAGGUCAAAAUCAUUAAGUAUGAGUCCUGAUAACCAGUCUGAGCGGAAACUGUUAAACGGAGAGGAUAAAACCAGUCAGCCCCAUGAUUUGAGUACUGGGAAUAGCAGUCUGGAGCAUAUGGGUCCGAAUAUUUGCGAGUCGGUGAUAGAUAUUCACGGGGAUGCGGAUGAUGAUGAUGAUGAUAAUGAUUCUGAUAAGCAAAGUACUGAAGUUUGAUUGAUUGUGAAAAUGAUUCAUUGAAAAUCAUCGUUACAAAUUUCACUUUUUUGUCAAAAAGAUUUUUAUGUGAAUUGUUUGAGAUUGCAUGAAAGAAAGAUUGAGUUUUGAAAUAUGAAUACAUGUAAUUGAAAUGAUUGGAAUGUUUUUUAGUUUUUUGGGAACAGAGUUUUUUUGUUGUUAAAAUUUGAAUCAUAGAAUUAAGUGAUAAAAUAAAAGUUGGAAUUCAAAGUUAUGUGUUUAAAAAAAAGAUACUUUCAUUUGUUGAAAAUAUUAUGUGUUGAUGUUUGAAUAUUGAAUAGCUUUGAAUUGUUUGAAUUGAAAAUUAAUCAUGAUACUAGACAUAAUGAUGUUAUAAGUGAAUGAACUAGUAUUUUUAUAGAGAAAUGUUGGUUAAUUUGGUUUUAAGUUUUGUUGGAAUUUUAAAAUGGUCAAAGUUUUGCAGGAUUAUUAACUUAUUUAAUUGAUAUAUAUCAAAGAAAUAUGAUGAAAAUGGUUACGUUAAGCAUGCCUAAAGUAGGAUUAAUAGCAAUUACUGAAACUUGUAUUUCACAUAUGAACACAAUUUUCAAAAAUCAGUUUCUAUUCAGGGUGUUGCAUUUGAAACCUCAUGAAAUGUUAAACUGAAAUGUAUAAACAUUUCUGUUAAUCUGUUUUAAAUAUUUUUAUGAUGAAUGUUUCUUUUGAUUUAAUAAAAAGAAUACAACA